This is a messenger RNA of Thlaspi arvense, 1194 nucleotides long. The record is from the annotation of a GenBank genome assembly. NCBI's taxonomy places the organism in Eukaryota, Viridiplantae, Streptophyta, Magnoliopsida, Brassicales, Brassicaceae.
UUCAUAUCUGCAGCCAUGUUUGUACUCGCCAAGGCUGCUUUCAAUGAUGGUAUGAGCAGUUUUGUUUUUGUCUUCUACAGGCAAGCCAUUGGAAGCAUUUUACUACUUCCUUUUGCCAUAAUAUUUGAAGGAAAGAAGGCAUCACGGCUUUCAGUUGUGACGUUAAGCAAGAUUUUUAUGCUCUCUUUAGUAGGAAUUACUGUACCAUUAAAUGCAAAUGGCUUAGCCCUUGUUUAUACUUCCCCAACUAUGGCUGCUGCAAUCACUAAUACCCUCCCUGUGAUCACAUUUUUUCUGGCACUUAUCCUCAGGAUGGAGAAGUUGAGGUUGAGGACAGUUGGUGGAGUAGCAAAAGCUGGAGGUAUAGUAUUCUGCCUCGGUGGGGUGGUGAUACUUGCCUUGUACAGAGGACCCUGUUUCAAACUCUUUCUUCGUCAUCCCCUGUUAAGUAGUAGUAGCCAAGAUCACACUCCAUAUUCCCAACAAUCAUGGUUAAAGGGUUGUGUUCUUAUGUUUGUUUGCCCCAUCUGUUGGGCUCUCUGGAUUGUUUUCCAGUUUUUGCUUAUCCAAUUUGAGACUAGUUCUUCCAAUUUCAAAAAUCACCCCUCCAACUCUUCAAUUGAUUUGGCAUAUCAUCAACUGAAACAUCUUUUAAGUAUUUUCUCAUUGUUUAUUAUUUGUAUUUGGGAAAAAGAUCAGACUCGAGUCUUGGAAGAGUAUCCUUCUAAGCUGGCCUUCACAAGCCUUCAAUGCAUUGUAAGUGCGAUUCAGUCAUUUCUGGUAGCUAUUGCAAUAGAAAGGAACCCUUCUCAAUGGAAGUUGGGCUGGAAACUAGGGUCUGCAGCCGUAGCUUAUAGUGGAACUAUAGUGACAGGAGUCGGGUAUUACAUACAAGCGUGGUUGCUUGAGAAGAAGGGGCCAGUGUUCCAAGCCAUGUGGACACCGGCGGGGUUGAUCUUAACAAUCUUCUGCUCCAUGUUUCUACUAGGGGAGACUGUCAGUUUAGGAAGUGUUGUUGGUGGGAUGUUGUUGGUGGCAAGUCUCUACAGCGUGCUUUGGGGAAAGAGCAAAGAACAAAAAGUAGCAGAGUUGAAGAAUGAGAGUGAAUUGAGCAUUGAAGCUCCCCCAAGCGCAACCUUUAGUAAGAAAACAAGCAGAGAUGCCGAUGAAGACUCCACCGGGAACUCUUGUUAA